This is a messenger RNA of Ogataea haglerorum, 1551 nucleotides long. RefSeq lists its product as uncharacterized. The coding region runs from base 1 to 1551 and encodes 516 amino acids. The record is from RefSeq and is a predicted model, not a curated record. Gene Ontology annotation, biological process: lactate metabolic process. NCBI's taxonomy places the organism in Eukaryota, Fungi, Ascomycota, Pichiomycetes, Pichiales, Pichiaceae. Gene Ontology annotation, molecular function: L-lactate dehydrogenase (cytochrome) activity. The transcript has 2 exons.
AUGUGGAGAACCUCCUACAGAGCAUUUCCCGCCGGCAGGCGGCCACAGCUCGCCAGCGAGUCGCCCGCGUCCAAGCGCAUCGUGCCCGUUGCCGAGUUCGUCAAGCACAACCGGCCCGACGACUGCUGGGUGGCCAUCCGGGGCCAGGUCUACGACAUGACCGAGUUCCUGCCCCAGCACCCGGGCGGCCAGUCGCCCAUCAUCCGGUACUCCGGCCACGACGCCACCGAGCUGUACGAGCAGCUGCAUCCCAAGGGCACGAUCGAGAAGAACCUGCCCCGGGACAAGCACCUCGGGCAGCUGGACGGGCCCGCGCCGACGCUGGAGGUGGCCGAGGACGAGUCCGAGGAAGAGCGGCUCGAGAACGUGGCCAACAUGCCGAACGUCAACGAGGUGAUGAACCUGCACGACUUCGAGUACAUUGCGAAGAAAAUCCUGCCGAAGGGCGCGUGGGCGUACUACUCGUCCGGCGCCGACGACGAGGUGAGCAUGCGCGAAAACCACUACGCGUACCAGCGGAUAUACUUCCGGCCGCGCGUGCUGGUGGACGUGAGCACGGUGGACACCAGCACGACGCUGCUGGGCACGCCGACGUCGGUGCCGUUCUACGUGAGCGCGACGGCGCUCGCGAAGCUGGGCCACCCGGACGGCGAGUGCUCCAUCGCGCGCGGCGCGGGCAAGGAGGGCGUGAUCCAGAUGAUCUCGACGCUGUCGUCGAACUCGCUCGAGGAGAUCGUCGCGGCGCGCGUCCCCGGCGCGACGCAGUGGUUCCAGCUGUACGUGAACGAGGACCGCAACGUGGCGUUUGAGAUGGUGCGCAAGGCGGAGCAGCUCGGCAUCAAGGCCAUCUUCGUCACCGUGGACGCCCCGAGCCUCGGCAACAGAGAGAAGGACGCCCGCGUGAAGUUCGAGGGCGAGUCGGAGGUGCAGAAGAGCAACGACGUCGUCCGCAGCAAGGGCGCCUCGCGCGCGCUGUCGUCGUUCAUCGACACGCGGCUCACGUGGGACGACGUGAAGAAAAUCAAGCAGAUCACCACGCUGCCCGUGCUGAUCAAGGGCGUGCAGCGCGUCGAGGACGUGGUGCAGGCGGUGGACGACGGGUUCGACGGCGUCGUGCUGUCGAACCACGGCGGGCGCCAGCUGGACACCGCGCCGCCGCCCGUCGAGCUGCUGGCGGAGGUGGUGCCCGAGCUGAAGCGGCGCAACAAGCUGCGGCCCGGCUUCGAGAUCUUCGUCGACGGCGGCGUGCGCCGCGGCACCGACAUCCUCAAGGCGCUGGCCCUCGGCGGCCAGAACGUGCGUGUGGGCGUCGGUCUCGGGCGGCCGAUCCUGUACGCCAACUCCGCAUACGGCGAGAACGGCGUGCGCAAGGCCAUCCAGCUGCUCAAGGACGAGCUCGAGAUGGACAUGCGGCUGCUGGGCGUGCGCAACCUGCGCGAGCUCGACGAGACCUUUGUCGACACGAGGCGCCUGCUUGGCCGCGACGCCCCCGACGAGCUGUACAACCAGCUGUACAGCCCGCUCAAGACGGUCAAAUUUAGAAACGAAUAG